UGGGACUGUCUCUUCUCUCCCAAGAUGCUGGGAAGAGUCCUGUGUGCAGUGUUGUUCAUGGGAGCCUUGCCAUCACUGGCUGAACUGUCCCAGGGCCACAUCUCAGUGGUCUUACUGGGAGCCACAGGUGAUUUGGCCAAGAAGUAUUUGUGGCAGGGACUAUUCCAACUCUACAUGGACCAAGUGAGCAGUGGCCACAGCUUCACGUUCCAUGGGGCUGCACUGACAGCGCUGGAGCCAGGGCAGAGGCUGAUGUUCGACGUGCUGAAGAAGCUGGCCUGUCCCCCAGAUGAAUCUCCCAACAGGUGUGCUGUGCUCAAGGACCAGUUCCUGAAGCUGAGCCAGUACCACCAGCUGAAGACUGCUGAAAACUACACAGCACUGAACAGAGAGAUCGAGGUGCUGCUUCAGCAGGAGGGGCUGCAGGAGGCUGGGAGGAUCUUUUACUUCUCAGUACCCCCAUUUGCCUACACAGAGAUCGCCCGUCACAUCAACAGCAGCUGCAGACCACCUCCAGGAGCCUGGCUGCGUGUGGUGCUGGAGAAACCUUUUGGCCAUGACCUGCAGUCAGCCCAGCAGCUGGCUGCAGAGCUCAAAAGCUUCUUCAGGGAAGAGGAGAUGUACCGGGUGGACCACUACCUUGGCAAACAGGCUGUAGCCCAUAUCCUGCCUUUUCGAGAUCAGAACCGACAGUUUCUGGAUCCCAUUUGGAACCGACAUCAUGUGGAGAGAGUGGAGAUUGUCCUGAAAGAAACUGUGGAUGCUAAAGGCCGCACCAGCUUCUACGAGCAGUACGGAGUCAUCCGGGAUGUGCUGCAGAACCACCUGACAGAGGCCCUCUUGUUCCUGACCAUGGAGCUCCCAGCCAACGUGAGCAGGGCUGAAGAGGUCUUGCAGUGCAAGCUGCAGGCCUUCCGGUCCUUGCGGCGCCUGGAGAAGAGCAGCGCCGUCUUGGGUCAGUACCAGGCAUAUGCCAGCCAAGUACAGGAGGAGCUGCAGAAGCCACAAGACUACAUCAGCACAACUCCAACCUUUGCAGGUGUGCUGGUCCACAGCGACAACCUGCGCUGGGAAGGGGUUCCUUUCCUGCUCACUUCAGGGAAAGCUCUGGAUGAAAGGGUAGGUUAUGUCCGUGUUCUCUUCAAGAACAGGGCCUACUGCACUCAGAGUGAGACCCUGAGGGAUGCAGGGCACAGCCAGUGUAAAGCCAAGCAGAUCAUCUUCUACAUCGGGCACGGGGUGCUCAAUACCCCUGCAGUGCUUGUGAGCAGGAACCUCUUCAGCCCUGUCAUGCCCAAAGGCAGCUGGAGGGAAGCAGUGACUCGGUCUGACCUGCACAUCUUUGGGCAGCCCUUGUCUGAUUACUAUGUGUACAGCCCUGUCAAAGAGAGAGAUGCGUACUCAGUCCUCAUCUCCAACAUCUACCAUGGCAGGAAGGACUUCUUCAUUACCACUGAGAAUCUGCUGGCCUCCUGGGGAUUCUGGACACCGCUGCUGGACAGCAUUUCUCACCACCCUCUGCGCCUCUACCCUGGGGGUGUGGAGAACCAGCACCUCUUAGACUUUGAAAUGGUGAGUGGGGAAGUGGAAUUCACUCUGGCAGAGCCAGAGGAGCUGCUGAACCCCAGCAGGCAGAUGCCAAGUGAUUACAAGACGAUCCAGUCCAAAUUUCGGCAAAGUCCCCUGAUCUCAGCGUGGGCCGAGGGCCUGAUUUCCCAGCUGGCUUCUGACAUUGAGAAGACAGCAAGCAGGACUGUGGCACACCGUGGGCAGUUCCACUUGGCCCUCUCAGGGGGCUCAAGCCCAGUGGUCCUAUUCCAGCGGCUGGCCAGACAUCAUUAUGCCUUCCCAUGGAAGGACACUCACAUCUGGCUGGUAGAUGAACGCUGUGUCCCUCUCACUGACACCGAGUCCAAUUUCUUCAGCUUGCACAACCACCUCCUGCAGAGUGUCAGGGUGCCCUACUUCAACAUCCACCCCAUGCCUGUGCACUUGAACCAGCGGCUCUGUGUGGAGGAAGACAGAGGCACAGAGCUGUAUGCCAAGGAGAUCAUGGCCCUGGUGGCCAAUGCCAGCUUUGACCUGGUGCUGCUGGGCAUGGGCACUGAUGGACACACUGCCUCACUCUUCCCCCAGUCUGAAAAUGGCUUGGAAGGGACUCAGACUGUGGUGCUGACUGAAAGCCCUGUCAAACCUCACCAAAGGAUGAGCUUUAGCCUACCCCUUAUCAACAAGGCCAGGCAGGUGUUUGUCCUGGUUUUGGGGAAGGGUAAGCAUGACAUCACCACCCUGGUCAGCAGAGUGGGCCAUGAGCCAAAGAAAUGGCCUAUCUCAGGUGUCAGCCCCAGCUCUGGACAGCUGGUGUGGUAUGUGGAUUAUGAAGCUCUACUUGGGUGAUUCCUUCACAAUGUCCCUCCUCCCUUGUCUGCGUGUCCCUUACAGCCUAGAUUUUCCUACACAACGUCCAUGUUUCUCUGUUGCCAGCAGCAGCUUCAUCUCUGACAAACUCCUCUAACCUUCUGGGAAAUCCAUGGCCUGCAGUGCCUCUGACAUUUGAGCCCGGAAAGGAGCUUGGCUCAGUGUUCUGAGCUAAGUAGGAGCCAAGAGCCCAGUGCAGCAUUUCUGGCUCUGCUGGGGAUUCUGACUGUGACUUUGGACAAAUUACCUCACCUUGAAGUGCCUCAGUUUUCCCUGUCAGGCCUUUGUGGUUAUUAGCAUUUAACUACCUCGCAGGCACUAUGGGAGACUUGUUAAAUUAACUACCUGCCAGAUUUUUUUGUUUGUUUGUUUUGUUAAAUUCUCAGGCUAGAAGACGUUAAUAACAUUUUCAUUCCCUGCCCUGCUCAGUCUGGCUGGGACAGAGUUGUUGUUUUGGUAAAAUGAUUUUCCUGUGCAUGUGGGCCUGUAGUUUUGUCUGUGCAGCUCAUUUUGGUGCCAGUGAGCCACUGCCUGUGGGUCUGCCGCCCUGGAAGCACAGACAUCCCUUUGCUUUUGUGGCACGUGGCCCCUACACGCUGACACUGAUUUGUGAGCUCACUGCAGUCCUGAGCCUUUGCAAAUUGCCCAGCAGAAGAGGCUGAGUUUAUAAGCAGUAAUUUGCUGCUUUCAUUAAGUGGAUAGCUGGUACCAUGGGGGCUGGAGAAGGAAGACACAUUGCUUUUUAGGCUGUUAGAAUAACGGGGACAGGGUGAGGAAUAUGGCAGUUCACAGAGCUGCUAUCUGCCUGCAGUGCAAUAAUUACUGAGGGAAAAGCUUAGUGUGCAGAGGAGCUGUUGGAGCUUAUCUAGCAAAGAAAUGUUUUCUUUAACUGUGUCUCAUUCUCUGAAAUGAGCUUUUCUCUGUCCUCAGAAUUAAAGCUUGCAGUGUCAGUCAGUGGCUUAUAACAUUUGUACAGGAAGCAGCUUUGUAAACCAUCAAGGUAUCUGUCAUUACCCCACACAUUAAGGUGCUUACAGUGUUUGCAGAGGGUGGAGGUAGAUUUGAACUCCAGGACACUGGCUUACAAGGGGAGGAAGUUUUCUCUGUACAUAUCUCUUGGGCACGUGGAAUAGUAAAUUACAUCUCUGUGUUGACAGGACAGCAUUAUGUGGUUGUAGAAAUGUCUAGUGUCAUUGCUCACAGGAAAGGUUGGAGACAUCUAGUCCUACCUAGAGACCCUACUCCCUUUACUAAUUCUCACCUUCCCAGAGUACUGCCAUACACAGUGGGGGUCUCUCUGCUUUCAUGAUAGCCCCAAAUGCUCUGUGAUCGUCUCUGAUGGGUAAUUUACCACAGCAAACCAGAGUGCAGCUUUUGGUAAGGAAAUCAAGACAGUACAAAAUGGGAGAAUUUGGUCUGAUGGGCCAUCUGGAGGCUAGAGGCAAAUGCAGUCAUUUAGGGCAGCACUAGAAUGGGACAAACUCCCUGCAGGAAGCUGGAACAUGGAUGUGGGACUGGCUGCCAGCAGCGAGGGUUCUGCAUAGGAGCAGAGACCACUUUCAAAGGGACUUCUCAAGGGGAAUGCUGGCCGUGUUCCUGUAGAGAGGUGGCUGUGUGUGGGUGACCGGGUGGAGCUGGUGGCUCCGAGGUGACGCAGGGCCCCCGAUGCUGACAGGAGGUGGCGCCCUGGCCCUGACGAGCGGCGCUCAGUUGUGUGCUGCUCUUUCAGCAGAGCUUGGCCACCCUCCGCUGCCCUGGAGCAUCACAAGGGAAAAAUGGGAGUCUGGUGACCCCUUAGGGACCUGAAAGUCUGCAGUGCAGGGAAAGAAAGAACCUUUGCUUUAGAAACCUGGACAAUAGGAAUUGCCUUCAGAUCCUUCCCUGUGCAAGGAUCUGCUAAAUCCUAGAGGUGAAGAGGGAAAGCUGGGUGCUUCGGUGUGAUAGCACUGGUGGGCAGGUCCAUAUAGCCUGUGCUCCCAGGUUCUCAAGUUGCCUUUCAGCAUAAUAAUUCUGGUUCAUGCAGAAAUCAGAACUGUUUUCUGCUAACUUCACAGCUGAAAGUGCACCGAGUAAGCUCUAGAGAGCCGCUUACUUGUCAGCAGUCCCUCGGCAAACAGAGCCAGUGAGAACAUAACCUGGCAGGAGCUCUGUGCAGCAGGCAAAAGCCAGAUUCUCAGAGACUGGCUGUGAUUUCUGGCAGACACCCUCCCCCCACCUCACAGAUAGUCCAGAAAAGCUGCAUUUUACUUUCUGUGUUUUCCUGAGCUGGGCUGAGUUGCGCUGCUGCACAUCACUUCGCUUUUGCAUGGAAAAGGAGGGAGUUGUG
Messenger RNA from Dryobates pubescens (Downy woodpecker), 4744 nucleotides. It is a transcript of the gene H6PD, whose product is annotated as hexose-6-phosphate dehydrogenase/glucose 1-dehydrogenase. Gene Ontology annotation, biological process: pentose-phosphate shunt; pentose-phosphate shunt, oxidative branch; glucose metabolic process. Gene Ontology annotation, molecular function: glucose-6-phosphate dehydrogenase activity; 6-phosphogluconolactonase activity; NADP binding. The coding region runs from base 25 to 2397 and encodes 790 amino acids. Gene Ontology annotation, cellular component: endoplasmic reticulum. Lineage: Eukaryota; Metazoa; Chordata; Aves; Piciformes; Picidae. The record is from RefSeq and is a predicted model, not a curated record. The transcript has 4 exons.